AUGGCGCCAGGCUCACGUAGCACGGCUCCGCCCGCUAAAGCGCCACCACUCCCAUGGAAAGAUUUACUUCAGGUGAUCACAGCGGCCCGGCCUCUGCGUCGCGCUGAUGUGGCCGCGGUCAUUGCGCACCUGGGCGCCGGUACGUUGGCACGUGCUUUGUCGCUCUACACGAGCAGCUCCACGCUGCCUACGUCUGCUGGUGUGGGCUGGCAUGCGGAUGCAUCCUGGGAGGCCUCGCCGAGUCGUGUGCGUAUGGCCAAACAAACAGUCAAUGCCGUGCUUACGGCAUUGCAGACAAUGGCCUCGGCUCGUGCUGCGCCGAAAGUGGACGUGGUGCUGCCGCACAUCGACUGCUUCCGUAUUGCUAUGAGUGCACUCGAAGUCUGCGGUACCGAUGCCUCUGUUCUGGCUCCUGUCGCCCUCUCAGUACUUCGGCGGAUGAGUGCGCUGCCGUGUGCGUCGCAGGCCCUGACUGAGCUCGUCGCGUUGUGCAUGUACCUGCAGCGUGACGCGUCGUCGGCGUGUGUCAGUGUGCAUGAGCCAGGAACACCACAUACUCGUCUUAUGGCGAUAGUGCAUGCGAAGGUGGACGAAUGCAACUAUGCGUACUUUACCGAAGCCCUAGCGUUGGCUGUGGCCUGUGGCCUUCCUCUUCUGACGUCGGUCGACGAGGUGGCCUCCCUGUGGCCUGCGCUGUAUGCAAAUUACGAACUCUUUCUUCCCUUGGCGACCUGCACGGACGAAGUGACGCGCCUUGCGUAUGCGACGGAACGUGCUAUAUCCCAUGCGCUAAGCUCUGCGCCGUCGUCCGAGCAUGCAUGGCCCCUACGGCUCGGCACGCUGCGUAUGUUGAUACCCAUUUCUACCAUUGACGAUGAUGCCUUAUGGCAGCGCGUGCUUCGUGUAUGCCAGUACCACGUGCGUACGCACGGCCAGGAUUCACUGCGUGCCGAUAUGCCCGCCUUUUUGACGUGGGCCGAGGCACAUCAGCGCUUGCAAGGCGCUGCCUACGAUGCCUUUCUGCAAUGGAUGUCGAUGCAGGGCCUUUCCGACGCGUUAUCGUCUCAGGAAGAGGCUUCAGCGCCUCAUGCCGUGGACGCCACGACGACCCUGCAAGCGUGUAUGUCGCUGCAAGACGAUGAUCUCGCUGCAGCGCUGCCGUUGUUUUCCGUCCCAUUGGCAUCGGACGUGUCGUCGAGCCUACCGCGUGUGAUGCGUGGCUUCCUGGGGCAGGUCAACGAUACCCCUCUUUCACCAACGGCCCUCACGUUCGUGGAAACGGCCUGGCCGGCCUUCCUCGCGUGUCGCUCGGACGAGCGCCCAUGGCCGUACGAAGUGGAUGCUGUGCAUCUCGCGCAUACGGUAUGCCAAGCGACCUUUGACGAGGCUCAGCCUGGGACGGCGCGCGUGUCGAUGUGGACGGCUAUGCUACCUUUAUCGUCUGCACCCACUGCGUUUACCAUUAGCACGCACCUGUUUCACUAUGGAAGUCGGCUUUAUGCCACGCAGGCGUACGCUUACGCUGCGCCAUGGAUCGAGGCGGCAUGUCGUGCGUGUGAGCAUGCGCUCUCGUCUGACUCGGCGCAGGACGCCUGGUACGAAGCGUACUAUAAACAGACUCACGUCUUAGGCGGCGCCUACCAGCACAUGGCCCAAUGGGAGUCGGCGUACCGCGCCUAUGAACGCGGGGCCUUGUUGACAAAGAGGUACUUGGAAGCCCACGUAUCGACAUUGGAUCAUCUGACGCCGCCCCCCAUGAUUGUGCGUCUGUGGACGAGUGCGCAUCACGUCGCUGUUUUUGGCCUAUUACAGCCGCGGCUGGUGCUGGACGUGAUAGCGGCGUGGCCUGCAACUGUGCGUACGCCGAUUCACGUAUGGCUCAUGGAAGCGCUGCGACCUAUGCUGCUUCGUGACGAUGCGCCUGCUGCGUUUACCACGACCAUGGACGACGCUCUCGCGGCUCUCGAUCCCACCUUGGCGCCGGGGGCGAGCACGCAACUCUGGCUUGGCCAGGCGGAAUGGCAGGUGCUACGGGGGGAUCCCAUAUCCACGGGCCCUGUGCUCGCCACGGCGGCCAAGCUACCAGCGUCGCCGCAUCGUGAGUAUGUGUAUGGCGCAUGGCACCUUCUGCAGUGCCUGGCUUCGAUACGUGCGUGUGAGUAUACCGAGGCAUUGGAUGCCAUGGCGCAGGCCGAGAAGCCAUCGCUGUCGUCCGCGCCGCGUCGCACAGCACGGACGAUGCGUACACGAAGCACUCGCACAAACCAGGCACAGACACCACGUACCCCGCCAGCGCGCACUCCAUCGCAGACCACCAAGUCAGAGACGCCUCGCGUUCCUCCGCUCGUCGCGCUUUGGGACUUGGCGGCAGAGGCAUGGCUGCAUGCAGGCAUGCCAGGCGCCGCGAUCCGGGCCUGGCAUGCUGCGUUGGCGGCGAUGCCAGAGGCUGCAUCGACGGCUAUGUACCGUACCAUCCAGCAUCGCCUUGCCGACGUAUGGCUCGCGCUCGAGGCUGUGGAGGCGGCAGCUCAGUGCCUGCCUGCGUUGGACGAUGAUAUGCCUGCUCGAUGGCACUUGACGCAUGCGCACGUCGCUGCGAAGCAGGGCGAUAUAGGACGUGCACAUGCGCUGUACACGCAGGCGAUAGCGGCCGCGUCGCAAGCGACGCCUGAGCCUACCUCGGCCUGGGAUCGUUGGCAGGCCAAAGUCGCUCGUGUGGACUUGCAAGCGCACGCCACAGACGUCCAUGUCGCUCUUUGUGUAGCGUCUCAUCAGUACGCGUAUGCGUUGCGAUCGAGCUUGCACGCCUUGCGUCUGCGUCUGCGGAUGGCGAUGGUCGUAUCCCAGGUCGGUCGUGUGGCAUCAGACGAUGAAGAUGUGUUCGACUCUGCAUCGUCGCAGGAAGCGCCAGCGGGGCCACGAAUUACUACGCGCGCAUGGGCGAUGUGGCAUUGGCGGACAGGCACGUCUCUCCAUGCCGCAUACCUUCGUCAGAGUCGUUUGCAUGCACACCGCGGCGCCGUGCGCGAUGCAGAUGCGUUUGCCAGAGAGUGUGUCGACUUUUCCGCAGAACGUGGUGUGCCGCUGGUGUACGCAGAAGCUUUGGCAUGGCGCGCAACGUGGCUUGAUGCAUGUGGCCAAGCUGACGAAGCACAGCAGGAUGCACAGUUGGUGCGUGGAUAUGCACAAGGUCAUGCUGUGCCUGCGCAGGUAUGGACCUCGCUUCUCUCUACGCAGGAGGACAGCGAGGCAGCAAGGGAUUGGUACGACCAAGUCUGUGCGUCGCUGCCCACCUCGCUUCCUGUUCUCACGACAUUGCGCGAUUACCUUCUUUGUCGUUCCGCAUCCGCAACGUAUGCACAGACCAACGACCUUUCGGCCGCCAUGGAUGCGCUCGCUGAUGCGGAUUCUCCUACAGCUUGGACUGUUCGUGCCCAGCUGCAUCAUCGCGAAGCACAGCGUGUGCUUCGCACAGAUGCGCUCUACGCCAUGCUCCCUGAGAUGGCGCGGCUCAUGCCGGGCGUGGCUACAGCUCCCAGCCGACCUUCCGCGGCUGCGAAGCGAGCGAUCGCGCAUGUACAAACGGCUAUGGCCGAAGCGCGCCGUGUACUCGAUGCGGAAGCCCAAGCAGACCUUCGCGAUGUACGCGCGGCCUUAGACACGUGCCGUGAUGGGGUCGUGACACAAGCCCUGCUUACGCACAUGCAUUACGACGCGGCAGGCCGAGACGCUGCGUUGUAUGCGCAUGCAGCGUGCACGAUCUCUGUGCAACGGGAUCUAGACGAUGCCCUGAUCGCACGCCAACGCAUCGAGUCGGCUUAUCCAGCAGCGUUAUCGCACGACAAGGCGGCACCCCGGCCAUGGGUCUUGAACGGUAUUGAAUGGCCAGCCACUGAAAUGGCCCUUCUUAUGAUGCUUUCGCACGACCGACAGGACUUGAUCUGUGCUCGCUUCGGCGAUGGCUACCCUCCGCUGCAUGUCUCUAUUCCCAUUGCGCGGCAGUCGCAUCGCGAUGGGGACGAAGAGGCAUGGACCGUCGAUACAGUGUUGGCGACGUUGUCAGAUAUGGUGCAUACCUCGAACGAGCGCGUUCAAGGUGCAAAGGAUGUGACUGCGCUGGACGCCCGCAAGGCAUGGUGGACAGAGCGACGUGCGAUGGACCAGUCGCUGGGCUCUCUGUUAGCGACGAUUCAAGCGACCUGGCUGGGUGCUUUCCUUGGCCUGUUUUUCGCAUGGCCACCGCCCAGCCAGCUGGAGGCCUGGCGUGCUAAAGUGGAUGUGCUUGUUCAUCGCGCAUGCGGUGCGCAUCCACGAGCUCGAUCCAAAGCUCUCGGCACGGUGCCCUUACCUGCCAUGGCGUGCCUAGUCGCGAUGCCUUCGUAUGAAAACGACGCCUUGGAAGAUUGGCUACACUUUGCUAUGGAUGCCAUUCAGCAAAGUGGCGCGCCUGUAGCGCAAGAUGAAGUGGAUCUGGAUGCCUGCUGUGUGGAUUUGCGUGGCCUUCUGGACGAAUGGCACGCUCGAUGGACGCCGCCGGAGGAUCAUCAUCUCUCCCUCUUGCUCGAUGGCGCACUGACACAGAUACCCUGGGAAUCCAUGCCGGCCCUACGUGCCCACUCUGUGACACGACGUACCUCCUUCCAACCCUAUGAGCCGCCUAUGACACUGUCACCUGCACGCACGGCCUACGUACUGAACCCAGGCGGCGACCUACACCGAAGUGAAGAGCGCUUUGCGCCGCUCUUCCAAGCGCAGUCGACAUGGCAAGGCACCAUUGGCACACCGCCAUUGAUGGACCAGAUUCCCACCGCCCUGGCCACACAAGAUACCUUUUUGUACAUCGGCCAUUCUGCGGCUGAAAUGUACAUGCAUCCUACACGUCUACGUGACUUGACGCGGUGCGCCGCUACAAUGUUGUGGGGCUGCUCCAGCGCAGCGCUUCGUGUGCAUGGCACAUACCCCCCUAGUGGCACGCCCUACCUGUACGCACUGGCACAGUGCCCUUCAUUAGUGGUGGCCUUAUGGGAUACUACUGAUCGGGAAUUGGAUGGGGUAUGUCACUAUGUACUGCAGCAUGUGGGCUUGCUGCCUGGCAGUGAGACGACGUGCACAUUACCUCGCGCCAUGGCCAUGGCUCGAUCCCAGUGCAAGCUGCCCUUCCUUACAGGUGCUGCAUGUGUGGUAUAUGGUACGCCCGUAUCAUGGUGCAGCGGUCGGCGUUGA
Messenger RNA from Malassezia pachydermatis, 5223 nucleotides. RefSeq names its product cysteine-type endopeptidase. NCBI's taxonomy places the organism in Eukaryota, Fungi, Basidiomycota, Malasseziomycetes, Malasseziales, Malasseziaceae. Bases 1 to 5223 code for a protein of 1740 amino acids. The record is from RefSeq and is a predicted model, not a curated record. Gene Ontology annotation, biological process: proteolysis; meiotic chromosome separation. Gene Ontology annotation, molecular function: protein binding; cysteine-type endopeptidase activity. The transcript has a single exon. Gene Ontology annotation, cellular component: centrosome; nucleus; mitotic spindle.